This is a messenger RNA of Rhinocladiella mackenziei CBS 650.93, 810 nucleotides long. RefSeq lists its product as uncharacterized. NCBI's taxonomy places the organism in Eukaryota, Fungi, Ascomycota, Eurotiomycetes, Chaetothyriales, Herpotrichiellaceae. Bases 1 to 810 code for a protein of 269 amino acids. The record is from RefSeq and is a predicted model, not a curated record. The transcript has a single exon.
AUGUCCCAGCCCCGUCAAGUCCCCACGCACUCGUCAUCGCCGUCAAAGUCCUCGUUACGGCGUACCAGUGGCCCUCAGAACCCUUCCGCCCGCAAUCUCUUGCCCUCUCCGCACUUUGAAGACGAUCCCAUCGUAGCCUCGCAUCAACCUACACCGAACUCGGCAUCAUCAGAGCAUGAGCACGCCAUUGCGGGCGCCGAAUCCGACCAGUACGGCCAUUCAGAGCCGAUUCCGCCCUUCCAGCCCUUUUUCACCUUGAUCGAAGAUAGCGUGACCAACGAACACCAUCAUCCGACAGUUCACUACAUCUUUGCCGACGAUGACUCGGAUAUCAUAGCAGAAGCGGCUUGUCGCAGCCUCGAGACUCUUGAUCCUUCCCAGCGUGCGAGCAGGCACGUCCCGUCUCGUGAGCACCACCAUGAUGAGGGAGAGUCUCGCCUGCCCCCUCCGAUCGCCGGCGUCCGUGAGCACUAUCUGAUCCUCGACGUGCAACCACGCAACACAUCAGCCGACGAAGGCUCCGCACGCUCAUUCGAAGUCACCUCCGCCCGCAGCCUGAGUGCGGAGUGGCAAGUUCUCCGCUCCACGAUCACAACUGCCCCGACGAUCGGCAACGAUGCUGACGCCGAAGACGACGGACUCAUGCUCCGUAUCGAAGGUCGUGGGAAUAGCCCUGGCGAUGCGCCACCGAGUGCAGAGAAAGAGUCCACGGAGGAAAUGAUCGAAAGAUUUCAGAGACGUCUGGAUGAUAUCAGACAGAUGAUGGACACGACUGCUCUCGGUGGCCCCGGUGGCGGUGCAGAGGAAUAA